Molecule: messenger RNA, 2109 nt
Organism: Dendrobium catenatum
Lineage: Eukaryota; Viridiplantae; Streptophyta; Magnoliopsida; Asparagales; Orchidaceae
Product: chaperone protein DnaJ-like
Exons: 12
Coding region: 80-1774 (564 amino acids)
Biological process (GO): response to heat; protein refolding
Cellular component (GO): cytoplasm
Molecular function (GO): ATP binding; heat shock protein binding
Source: RefSeq, a predicted model, not a curated record
CAAGUAGCCACCACUUCUUUGAGGGGAGCUCAAAUCGUUACAUUUGGAAUCGACGUGAGAAAAGCCUCUUAGACGGCUUAUGACGGCAGUCUACUUGGGCAGCGGCGGCUUCACCAGCGGAGCUUUCUCAGGCCAUUUGUUUAUCCCAUCAAACUAUUUAUCGUUGCAAUGUCGUUCGCCAUUCGUUUCUUCUCCGGCUAGGCCUAAUUGGUCCUCAAUUUCCUCUAGUUUCCUCUUGGGCGAUUUCCACCUCUGUAAAAACCCUAGAUCAGUGCUACUCCGCCCUGCUUGGAAAUGUCAAUGGCGCAAGCGCGGCGUUUUUGUGGCGAAGGCGAAGGAUUUCUACGAAGCUCUCAAUCUCAGCAGGGAUGCUACUAUCAAGGAGAUCAGGAGCUCCUACCGAAACCUCGCCCGCAAGUAUCAUCCAGAUAUGAAUAAAAACCCUGGCGCAGAAGAGAGAUUUAAAGAGAUAAGCGCUGCAUAUGAGGUGCUAUCAGAUGAAGAGAAAAGAUCUUUUUAUGAUCACUAUGGUGAGGCUGGUCUGCAGGGAGAUUAUGCAGGAGCAAAUGCUGUCCCACAAGAGAUUGACCCUUUUGAAGUCUUCAAUGCUUUCUUCGGCCAAUCAAAUGGACUUUUUGGUGAUGAAAAAGACCCUGAGCGAAUGAACUUUAGUUCAAGGUUUAAGCAAAGCUUGGGACUUGAUAUUCGGUAUGACCUUUCUUUGAGCUUGGAGGAGUCGAUUUCUGGUGUACAGAGAGAAAUAAACAUAGCAUGUUAUGAGACCUGUGACAGUUGUAAUGGAAGUGGUGCGAAAUCCAACGAAUCCAUAAAGACUUGUUUAGAAUGUGAAGGCAGAGGUCGGAUGAUGAAAACCCAAAGAUCACCAUUUGGAGUAGUAUCACAGGUUUCUAGUUGCCCAAGAUGUGGUGGCAGUGGCAAGAUCGUGACUGAUCAUUGCAAAAUGUGUCAUGGUGAGGGCAAAUUACAAAUCAAGCGGAGUGUCAAAAUAAAUAUACCUGCCGGUGUUGUUGAUGGAUCCACCAUUCUAAUUCAGGGUGAAGGAAGCUCAGAUAAAAAAAGGGGUGUUGUUGGUGAGCUUUAUCUUUUUAUUCACGUCAACGAGAAACCAGGAAUCAGAAGGGAAGGUCUUAAUUUGUAUUCAGAGAUCGGCCUUGAUUAUAUAGAAGCAAUAUUGGGGACUACGAUUAAGGUUGAGACGGUUGAGGGAAGUCGAGAUCUUUGCAUUCCUCCUGGGACGCAGCCUGGAGACAUAUUAAAGUUUUCUAACAUGGGGGUACCCAAUGUCAAAAAGCCCUCAGUUAGAGGCGAUCAUCAUUUUAUUGUGCGUGUUCAAAUCCCAAAAAGGAUCAGUGAGAAGGAGAGGUUUCUAGUUGAACAAUUGGCUUCUCUCAGGAACACCUUGGAGGAUUCCUCAACUCCUCGAAAAGGGGUGUUUCAGUAUGAUGGCAGUAAACAGCAAACAAGAAACCAACAACCAAAUGCUUCAAGAAAACGUAGAAGAAGACCUAAUCAAUCUUUUUGGGGCUCUAUUAGAAAUUUGUUUGGAAGAAGUAAAUCAGGGAGCAAUUUUUCUUCGAUAUCCACGCAUGCAGCAGUUCCAACGUUGUCCUCUGUUCGAGCUGAGCCCACUUUCGCUUUUGCUAUUGGAGCUAUUUUAGUAACCUGUAUUUUCUCUGUGAUAGGCAGAAACCAUCGCAGCUUUGGUUCACAGCUACGCCAUGGCACAAACAGACUUAUAAAGAAAGAUGAAUGAGGGGAAAUUGCAGAUAUAUUUCUGUAUUGGCUAGCUAAGUAGCUGAACUGGGCAAGGUCAAUGAAGCUCUGAAAGAUUGAGAACUAGGUUUCCUUGGGUCAAUCAUAAUGAGCUAUAUAUAUAUGAAUAGAGACAUGCACGCAGGUACGUAUAAAAUGCUUUCCCUGUAAUCAGCAUUGAGUGAAAUGCUUUGGUUGAACAUACUUUUCUUUCUUUCUUUUUUAAUUUAUUUGUAAAAUGGGGAGGGAUGGUGGGUAUUGCAGUUAUUAUGAAGCACAAAAAUUAAAAAGAGAAAUAUAACUUUUUAUUGCCCCAUAAUAGUUAUAAUUGAUCAA